Messenger RNA from Fukomys damarensis (Damara mole-rat), 2192 nucleotides. RefSeq names its product orthodenticle homeobox 2 (gene Otx2). Lineage: Eukaryota; Metazoa; Chordata; Mammalia; Rodentia; Bathyergidae. The record is from RefSeq and is a predicted model, not a curated record. Gene Ontology annotation, molecular function: RNA polymerase II cis-regulatory region sequence-specific DNA binding; DNA-binding transcription factor activity, RNA polymerase II-specific. The transcript has 5 exons. Bases 307 to 1173 code for a protein of 288 amino acids. Gene Ontology annotation, biological process: regulation of transcription by RNA polymerase II; multicellular organism development. Gene Ontology annotation, cellular component: nucleus.
CCAGCCGCGGAAAGUCGCCGGCCGGGAGAGGAGCGGAGAGGAGACUCCUCCCCCGGGCCAGAAAAUUAAUCAGCCAGGACGAGCAGCAGAGCUGAGCGCGGCGGCCUGUAAUUAAGGGACGUGUGCCCCUCGGAUUAUCUCGUUAGUUUAUCAAGAAAACAUUUAUUAUAAUUAAUUCUCGGACGAGUUCCACCAGUCCAAAACUACCCACCGAGGACCUUGAACCUGUCCACCCCAGGCGAAUCCAGACCUUCUGGCUGGGUCCCCUCGAUUUGGGCCGACUUUGCGCCUCCAAACAACCUUAGCAUGAUGUCUUAUCUUAAGCAACCGCCUUACGCAGUCAAUGGGCUGAGUCUGACCACUUCGGGCAUGGACUUGCUGCACCCCUCCGUGGGCUACCCGGCCACCCCUCGGAAACAGCGGCGGGAGAGGACGACCUUCACCCGGGCUCAGCUAGAUGUUCUGGAAGCGCUGUUUGCCAAGACCCGGUACCCAGACAUCUUCAUGCGUGAGGAGGUGGCACUGAAAAUCAACUUGCCCGAGUCCAGGGUGCAGGUGUGGUUUAAGAAUCGAAGAGCUAAGUGCCGCCAACAACAGCAGCAACAGCAGAAUGGAGGUCAAAACAAAGUGAGACCUGCCAAAAAGAAGACUUCUCCGGCCCGGGAAGUGAGUUCAGAGAGCGGAACAAGUGGCCAGUUCACUCCCUCUAGCACCUCAGUCCCGACUAUUGCCAGCAGCAGUGCUCCUGUGUCUAUCUGGAGCCCAGCCUCCAUCUCCCCACUGUCAGACCCCUUGUCCACCUCCUCUUCCUGCAUGCAGAGGUCCUAUCCUAUGACCUACACUCAGGCUUCAGGUUAUAGUCAAGGAUAUGCUGGCUCAACUUCCUACUUUGGGGGCAUGGACUGUGGAUCUUACUUGACCCCUAUGCACCACCAGCUUCCUGGACCAGGGGCCACACUCAGUCCCAUGGGUACCAAUGCAGUCACCAGCCAUCUCAAUCAGUCCCCAGCUUCCCUUUCCACCCAGGGAUAUGGAGCUUCAAGCUUGGGUUUUAACUCCACUACUGAUUGCUUGGAUUAUAAGGACCAAACCGCCUCCUGGAAGCUUAACUUCAAUGCUGACUGCUUGGAUUAUAAAGACCAGACAUCCUCGUGGAAAUUCCAGGUUUUGUGAAGAUCUAUAGAACCUCUUUUUGUGGUUGAUUUUUAAAUACGCUGGGCUGGACAUUCCAGUUUUAGCCAGGCAUUGGUUAAAAGCAUUAGAUGGGAUGACGCUCAGACUCCUCUGAUCAAAAUUCUGGGAGGCAUAGAAGGAAAAAUGAAAGGCCUUAGAGGGGCCUAUCAACCAGCAACCUGAAAUGGACAAACCAAUCUACUUAAGAUCCUGUCAUAGUUUUAGAUUAUUGGUUUUCCUGAUUUUCGAUGUGAUCUAUCCAAUGCAUUCUAGCCAUGUGCAACUAAACACACCAAAACUAAAAUCAGAAUGAAGUUGUGAGGGAAGGGAGGGAAGGUCAUUGCCUUCAUAAGCAGAGGUGAUCCAAUGUUUUAGCCAAUCCUUGGUUGAAUCUUAGGAAUGAACAGUGUCUUGAGCUCAUUCACGUUUCAUGACCAACUGGUAGUUGGCACUGAAAAACUUUUCAGGGCUGUGUGAAUUGUGCGACUGAUUGUCCUAGAUGCACUACUUUAUUUAAAAAAAUAAUGUUCAUAAGGAUUCAAUAUGUAGUUUAAGAGACAAUCAGUGUGUGUCUUAUAUAAAUGGUACAUCUGUGGUUUUUAAUCUGUGCUAGACUUCAAAACUGUGAUCUCCUGUUAUUGUAUGCAACCUUGAGCCCCACCUCUGCAGGGGCCCUUCUGUGAUUAAAUAGGUUAUAAUUAUAAGCAAAAUUCAGAGCAACUGAGUACAGAUCUAAAAAGAUUACGUUUGGCUGGAGGUGAGCUGCCCUGAAGGUUUACUACAAAAUGUCUCCGGACAAGGAGAGUGAGAGGAGAGACAAAAGGACAUGAAUCCGUCUGUAAUUUACUGUUGGUAAAGCCUAGCAGUCAAGAGACACUGCUCAGUUGCUCUAACCCUGGUGAAUUUUUAAACUGAGAUCAUUGUUUAUGCUUGCAGAUGUUAACUGGGAAAGUUAUAUAUGCAUAAACUUUUUCUUCCUGGAUUUGGCAGAUAUGUAUAAUUAUAUUAAAAUGGUUCUA